Lentinula edodes (shiitake mushroom) is the source of this 2308-nucleotide messenger RNA. RefSeq lists its product as uncharacterized. The transcript has 21 exons. Gene Ontology annotation, biological process: carbohydrate metabolic process. The record is from RefSeq and is a predicted model, not a curated record. NCBI's taxonomy places the organism in Eukaryota, Fungi, Basidiomycota, Agaricomycetes, Agaricales, Omphalotaceae. The coding region runs from base 132 to 2177 and encodes 681 amino acids.
AAUAUUUUUGAUGCUCUUGGAUAUGGUCCAUAUGCUUUUUCUUCCUCCAAAUUCAAUUGGCGCUGCAUCGAACGUAGCAUAGGGCAUAUAUAGGGCGAAGCUGUCGAGAGGAGUGGGGAAUUUUUGUGAAAAUGUUGAAACUUGUUUUGCUUGCAUCGUGUCUACAGCUACAACUGUCAUCAGCCGCUCUGGUAUCUCCGCUAUUCACGAGAGUCCCGACCGGGUUAAUCAAACCGACGGGCUGGGCGUUAGAUCAGGCCAAUGUUCAAGCCAACGGUCUAGCUGGACAUCUUCGUGAUUUUGACAGCUAUGUCAAUGGCUCAAUCUGGAUGGAAGGUGGAUCUAUCGAGUAUAGCGAGAUGCAUGAAUCGGCUCCUUACUGGUUUAAUGGGAUGGUUGCCCUAGCAUUUCAACUGCAAGACGAUCGCCUUAUUGACCAAGUUCAAAAGUUUCUUGACUGGACUUUGGACAAUCAGCAAGAUGACGGCUGGCUUGGCCCUGAACCAUUUGUUGACAAUGCUUCUGAGCCUCGCCUCGUAUGGCCUCGGUACCUUCUACUACUGGGUCUAGUGCAAUACGCCGAAGCAGACCCUACUCAAACUGGCCGUAUCGUCAACGCCAUGCACAAAUUUACCGCCGCGGUGCACGAUAUCUUUGCUAAUAAUACACAAGGCGAUCCCUCUCUUGGUUUCCAGUAUGAUUAUCAAUACGUUCGCUGGGAAGAAAUGCUCUAUUCAUUGCAAUGGCUAUAUGAUAAUUAUCCUGAAGGUCAAGAGUCGCAAUUAAUUGAGACCAUGAAACUUGUUCGCAAUGCAGGUUUCUCAUGGAAGGAUGACUGGUUUACAGCUGAUAUCUUUCCAAAGACUGCACCCGGUCUGGCUGAUCUGAAUAUGCAGACCCAUGGUGUUAACACUGCAGAGGCACUCAAAUCGGAGGCUCUUGCCUAUCGGUUCACAUUUGAUCCUUCAGAUAUCGAUAGUACUUGGGAACGCAUGGACUUGGUCUACACUUAUCAUGGUCGAGAAUCAGGGACCUUCUCGGCCGAUGAACAUAUUGCUGGACUCGAUCCUUCGCGGGGGACCGAACUCUGUGCCAUUGUUGAACAAAUCUUCUCGCUUGCAACGGUCUAUGGAAUUCUCGGUAAUAAUUCCGUUGCUGACCGGGUUGAGAAGUUAGCAUACAAUGCACUUCCUGCGGGAAUAUUCUACGAUUGGUGGUCGCAUCAAUAUGAUCAACAAGUGAACCAAGUGUGGGCGCAAAAUAUGGAUCCCUUUCCUUGGGUUAAUAAUGGCCCGAAUUCAAAUGUCUUCGGGUUUGAACCGAAUUACCCUUGUUGUACGGUCAACCACCCUGCGGCAUAUCCGAAAUUCUGGAUGCACAGCUUCUUCACCAGACAGAAUAGCACAUCCUUAGUCCACGCUCUCCUUGGUCCCUCUACCUAUACUGGAACUUUAGCGGGUAGUAACAACGUCACUGUUGCGGUAGAUACAUUAUAUCCAUUUAGUACCACCUUAGAUUACACAAUCUCUGCGUUGAAAUCGUUUGAUUUCCAUAUCCGGGUUCCCGACUGGGCUCUCAGUAAUUCUAGCACGAUCAGCAUAGCUGGCAGCGAACCUAUUUUGCUGGAGCCAGAUUCUAUGAAUCUUCAUACAAUCACUGUCUCGCCCGGUGUCACCAAGUUGCAGCUGUUCCUAGAUGACCAAAUUCAAGUGAUCCCUCGCUACAAUGGCUCUGUCGCUAUCACGAAAGGACCUCUCAACUAUGCGCUUGAGAUAACCUUCAACAAAACUUCUGCUCCUGGCUUGAGGAGUCAGCAGGCUCUUUCUGAUGCCGAAACCUUGUUCCCCGAUGCACCCACCUCAUUCUUUACUUCGACCGACAACCACACUUUGGACAAUACACUUCUGCCCACUAGUGAGUGGCGUCUGGCGAUUGAUCCCUCGACCAUUAGAUUUGUGGACAAGACUAAUGUAACAACAAUUCUGCCACAAUAUAUUUGGGCCCCCGAUUCUCAGCCCGUUUUGAUGACCGUGACAGCUUGCCAAAUUGAAUGGAAUCUCGUUAACGGUACUGCUGCCCCUCCCCCUGCUAGUCCUAAUACCUGUGUCGGGGAUAAGUUCAAAGCCAAUCUUGUGCCAUUUGCUGCGGCUCGGCUUCGACUAGAGAAUUGUGUAUGAAUUCAGUACAAAUAACGGAAUCCUUUCCUUCGUUGCAUUGCUUGAUCGAAUGUUAUACCCUCAAGUUUCUUGUUAUCUCGAAUGACCCAUUGUCGAAGUACUACGACAGAAGAUAUGAGACAGCGGUUUUC